Messenger RNA from Passer montanus (Eurasian tree sparrow), 1481 nucleotides. RefSeq names its product protocadherin gamma-A10-like. Gene Ontology annotation, molecular function: calcium ion binding. The record is from RefSeq and is a predicted model, not a curated record. Gene Ontology annotation, cellular component: plasma membrane. Gene Ontology annotation, biological process: homophilic cell-cell adhesion. Lineage: Eukaryota; Metazoa; Chordata; Aves; Passeriformes; Passeridae. The transcript has a single exon. The annotation marks the transcript as partial.
CCGGGCAGCGCUCGGUGCCUGCAGUGCCGGGCGGAGGCUGCGGGCGCCGCUGUUGACCGAGAGGAGCGAGAGGAAGCUCGGAGCGCUGCAGCCCCGCCCGCUGCGGACCCGCUCGAUCGCUCGCUCGCUCCCUGCCCGAACCUGCGGCCAGCGAUCGUCCCCGCGGUGCUGGUCCGUUCUGGAGCCAGGCGGAGGGGCCAGCGGCAGCGCACGGUGCAGGAGCUGACAGCCUUGAGUGAUAGCGGGACUGGAUCGGCGGUGCUGCGGUGCCGGCGGUUCCGCUGCGGAGAUGUGCGCGGCGGGGAGGCGCUGGGGCCGGCGGCAGCGAGCUCUGCUCGGGGCCGUCCUGCUGGCGGCGUGGCAGGCGGCGUGGGGGCAGCUGCGCUACUCGGUGCCCGAGGAGAUGCCCAAGGGCUCGUUCGUGGGCGACGUGGCCAAGGACCUGGGGCUGCACCUGACGGAGAUCAGCGAUAAUGCCAUCCGCGUUGUCUCCGAAAGUAGUACGCAGUAUUUUGCUCUGCAUGGGAAGACGGGACAUUUAGUGACAUCGGAGAGGAUCGACAGAGAGCAGCUGUGCGAGAGUGUUCAGCAAUGCGUGCUGCGCUGUGAACUCAUAGUAGAGGGGGAUAUGAAGUUCUAUGGAAUAGAAGUGGAAAUUGUGGAUAUAAACGACAACGCACCGAGCUUUCAAGAGGCAGAUACGGAUCUGAGACUGAGCGAGACGACAGCCCCAGGAUCGCGGUUUCCCCUGCCAGACGCCCAUGAUCCUGACUCGGGCCGGAAUUCCCUGCAGAGCUACGAGCUGAGCGGCGACGAGCACUUCUCGCUGGCCGUGCAGGCGGGCCCCGGCGGCGAUCAGCGUCCCGAGCUGGUGCUGGCCAAGGCGCUGGACCGGGAGGAGGCGGCGUUUCACGAGCUGGUGCUGAGGGCGAUGGACGGCGGCGAUCCGGCACGGACGGGCACGGCUCGGAUCCGCGUGACCGUGGUGGACGCGAACGACAACGCGCCCGUGUUCAGCCAGGCGGAGUACACGGUGCGAGUGCCCGAGGACGUGCCCGUGGGCUCCACCCUUGUCACCGUCACGGCCACCGACGAGGAUGAGGGGCUGAAUGGGCAUGUGAAAUACUCUUUAAAAAAAAAAAAGAGUUCAUCGCAGAUAUUCCAUCUGGACUCUGAGACGGGAGCAAUCACUCUGGGACAAAGCCUGGACUUCGAGAAGGGCUAUGCAUAUGAGCUGGAUCUACAGGCAUAUGAUGGUGGGGCUCUUUUUGAUUCAGCAAAAGUUGUGAUCACCGUGACAGACGUCAACGACAACGCACCCGAGAUUUCUGUGCGGUCUGCAUUAGGCGAGAUAUUGGAAGACGCCCCCUCGGGAACUGUCGUGGCCCUUUUGUACGUGCACGACCGGGACUCGGGGGUGAACGGUGAGGUGCGCUGCUCGAUAGACAAAGAGGUUCCGUUUCGGCUGGAGAGCUCUCACG